Messenger RNA from Eremothecium sinecaudum, 336 nucleotides. RefSeq lists its product as uncharacterized. NCBI's taxonomy places the organism in Eukaryota, Fungi, Ascomycota, Saccharomycetes, Saccharomycetales, Saccharomycetaceae. The transcript is spliced from 2 exons. The record is from RefSeq and is a predicted model, not a curated record. The coding region runs from base 1 to 336 and encodes 111 amino acids.
AUGUCAGCAGCUGAGUACUACGGAUCUUCUGACAACAAGCAGACUUACCAACCUAAUGAUGCACCCCCACCAAAUGCAGGGUAUGUACAACCACCUUAUCAGGGUGAUUCUAAAGGAUACGGUUACCAGGAUCCGCCAUAUUACCAGCAAUCACACCAAGGCUACUACCAGGGUGGAGCGCCACCACCACCAGGUGGCGGGUACUACGGUGGCAAUCCAUACCAACAGAACCCCGUUUACGUCCAGCAGCAGCCUCAGAGCAAUUCUUACAAUAGCUGCUUAGGUGCCUGUCUUGCAGGUAUGUGUCUGUGCUGUACAUUAGACAUGUUAUUCUGA